CUGACUGUUCAUCAUGGCACAAUUGCAGGAUGGCCACUGCAGAAAGCUGUGGAAGAUCUUGUCGAUGAUAUUGGCCAUGCUCUUAGAGAGCUACAUGAAUUGAAGGGUGAACCACGAGAUCAUUCAGUUCCACGAUGGGCACGGCAUGCCUUCCUCAUAUGCUUCACGUUAGUGGUUCUGGCACUCAUAAUCGAGUGGUACAUUGUUCGGCGAAAACUUGGCGUUCAAAAAAGCGGUCAAAUCAAAAUUUCCGCUGGUAAAAGUAAAACUCAUUUGAUGUUUUAA
Messenger RNA from Cooperia oncophora, 285 nucleotides. Lineage: Eukaryota; Metazoa; Nematoda; Chromadorea; Rhabditida; Trichostrongylidae. The record is from the annotation of a GenBank genome assembly.